Messenger RNA from Prorocentrum cordatum, 1461 nucleotides. Lineage: Eukaryota; Dinophyceae; Prorocentrales; Prorocentraceae. The record is from the annotation of a GenBank genome assembly.
GCCGAGUGCCUGGUGAACGAGUGCGACAAACUCCAGCCUCGCACCGAGGAGGAGCUGAAGGACAUCUUCGUCCAGAAAAUGAAUCAGCGUUACGCAGACGCCGAUGUGAACAGCAUGGCGAGCACGGACGUCGGCACCCUGGGAGACUUGAGGGACUGCGAAGAGGAUGAGGAGCUGCCAGCGUAUUGGGCCCAAGCGAAGGAGCAGAACUUUCGCUUCAACGCGCGGGGGUCCAAGGGGAACCCCAUGGGCGGCAAGUGGCAGCGCUGCAUCAACAACCCGAAGAACGCGGAGGAGAAAAAGCAGUACGAGGCGAAGAAGGGCGACACCGAAGCGCAGCAGCAGCAUCGCCAGCAGUGGCUGAGGAAGAACUUCGACGUCUUCAUGGAGACCCACCAGCAUACCAAAGCCAAGAAGAAGAGAGAAUACUCCGAGGCGCGAUACCUCGUAGCGGGGAGGGUUGUGGUUGAGGAAGGCGGCGGCGCUGAAGGAUGCCGCAACGCGGCAAAUUAUUGCCUUAAAUGUGUCGCAGUAGGGUUUCCAUGGGUGAAAUGGUGCUCGUGGCGAAAGGCCGCACUCUACUUGUACAAAACAGAAGGCAUCGAGGAAGAGGUGACUGAGACGUGGGAGCACACCAAGAAGAUGUACCUGCAGAGGCAGCUGAAGAAUAUGAAGGACGCAGGCGCAACCCACGUGACGCAGGUGACGCAGGCGCAGCCGUCCGAGGAGCCAGUGCAGCCGAGGAAGCCCGCGGCGCUGGAGGAGGAAACCGCUGCGGAAGCCAACGGCGCUGGAGGAGUCCAGGCGGGCGCGGCGGCCUCGAGCAAGGCCGCUGGCGCGAGCAAGGCCACUGGGCAGCAGGGCAAGAGGGGGCCACCGAGCAAGGCCACUGGGGGCGGCGCAGGCAGCUCUCGUGGUGGCGGCCGCGGCAAGGCCCGCCGCACCGUGAAGGUUGAGGAGGAGGAGGAGGAUAAGGGAAAGCCUGAGGGGGAGCCUGAUGAGGAUUCUGAGGAUCCCGAGCCGCCCCGCAAGAAGCCAAAGAAAGAACCAACCCUUGCAGCCAAGUGCAUGGCAGCCGCUAAGCUGACUAAGAUGAAUAGCAGCGCGGCUAAGGUGUCAGCGCAGUCAGUCCUCACUCAGAUCAACAGGGAUCCAGGCUGGUCCUUCGCAAAGGAGAUGCAGAACGCCCUCAAGCCGAUGCAGAUCGCCCUCAAGCAGUUGGACGACAUGGAGGCUGACCACGAUGUCUUCCCGUCGAUCGUCUCUUCCAACGACCUCUCCGCGCUGCGCGCCGAGUGGAGCAAGAAGAAGAAAGUGGACCAGUUCGAUCGCUACCUCGCUGAAUUCAGUGAGAAAUUCGACCCAGUCGUGCGGGCCCUACAGCUGGAAACCCGCAUGCUCACCAGCCAGAAGCUGGCGCGGGACCAGGAGAUGGAGCGCAUCGCCAAGCCGAAGCGCUAG